AUGUUGCUUGCAUGCCUGGACAAUUCCUGUAAAAUCCUCAAACAGAAACUGCAGUACAGCAUGAAAGCAACAGUUGUGGCCAAAGAAAAGGGAGGAACAGUGGGACAGCGACCAAAAACACUUAAUACAGAUAGUAGCUUCAUUGAAGAAAUGGCAAAUACAGGAACAGUUUACUUGAGGAAAAAAGUCAACCUUCUGGGAUCAUUGUGCCUUAUUGUGGGCUCAAUAGUAGGAAGUGGGAUUUUUAUUGCUCCCAAAGGUGUCCUGAAAAACUCUGGCAGUGUGGGCAUGUCUCUUAUCAUCUGGUUGGCCACGGGAAUUUUCUCUACUUUUGGAGCACUCUGCUAUGCUGAGUUAGGCACAAGCAUUAAGAAGUCCGGUGGGCAUUACAUUUAUCUUUUGGAAACCUUGGGACCCUUGCCAGCAUUUCUUCGUCUCUGGGUAGAGUUUAUCAUAAUUCGGCCUGCUGCAUCAUCUGUAGUGGCUUUGGCAUUUGGCCGGUACAUUCUUGAACCUUUCUUCAGCCCAUGUCCAGCACCCGAAGUACUUGUUAAAAUGGUCAGCAUAAUGGGAGUCUCAUUUGUUGUGGCUGUGAACUGCUGGAGUGUGAACUGGACCACACGAUUGCAGAUAACACUUACCAUUGUCAAGAUGGGGGCUUUGGUUUUAAUUAUUGUGACAGGACUCAUACAGCUAUCUUCAGGACAAACUGAAAAUUUCCACAAAGCUUUUGACACCAGUUCUUUGACAAUGGACAAGUUACCGUUGGCUUUUUAUGCAGGAUUAUAUGCCUAUGCAGGAUGGUUUGUUUUGAAUUUUGUCACAGAAGAAAUCAUCAGUUCCGAAAGAAACAUGCCUUUGUCAAUCAUAUUAUCCAUGGUAAUAGUGACAGUUGCUUAUCUUCUGACGAACAUUUCUUAUUAUACUGUGAUGACAUCUCAGGAUGUUCUGGAAUCCAAUGCUGUGGCUAUGACCUAUGCUGACAGAGCACUCCAAGGCUUCUCCUCUGUCAUUCCCAUCCUUGUUGCUGCUUCCUGUUUGGGAUCUUUGAUGGGAGGCUGGUUCACUACUCCUAGGAUGCUGUUUUCUGGCUCCAGAGAAGGACACUUACCUAUUCUCAUCGCUAUGAUUCACGUUCGAAGGCACACGCCUCUGCCAGCAGUACUUGUAUUGUACCCUAUCAUGGUCUUCAUGAUCUUGGCUGGUGAACUCUUUGGACUGAUACAUUUUUACAGUUUUCCUCGUUGGCUGUUUAUUGGCCUGACUACUAUGGGCCUUAUGAUCCAUCGAUAUCAGAAUCCAGAUCUUCCACGGCCUUUUAAGGUAUAUCUAUUCGUCCCUGCUGUUUUCACAGUUGUGUGCUUUUUCAUUGUGGGAAUGUCCCUCUACUCUGAUUCAGUCAACACAGGCAUCAGUUUUGCCCUCACACUGACUGGUUUCCCAGUUUAUUUCCUUCUGGUUCAAAAUCAGAGACUGCCCUUAUGCUUCAUCAGAGCUUUUUACACCCUUACUAUGAAGCUGCAGAUUCUCUUGGAAGUGGUGCCACAGGAGGUGCAGACCUACUAA
Messenger RNA from Erpetoichthys calabaricus (reedfish), 1566 nucleotides. RefSeq names its product cystine/glutamate transporter-like. Gene Ontology annotation, biological process: amino acid transmembrane transport. The transcript is spliced from 13 exons. The record is from RefSeq and is a predicted model, not a curated record. Gene Ontology annotation, cellular component: membrane. Gene Ontology annotation, molecular function: L-amino acid transmembrane transporter activity. NCBI's taxonomy places the organism in Eukaryota, Metazoa, Chordata, Cladistia, Polypteriformes, Polypteridae. The coding region runs from base 1 to 1566 and encodes 521 amino acids.